Molecule: messenger RNA, 1374 nt
Organism: Lathyrus oleraceus (garden pea)
Lineage: Eukaryota; Viridiplantae; Streptophyta; Magnoliopsida; Fabales; Fabaceae
Product: probable transcriptional regulator RABBIT EARS
Exons: 2
Coding region: 334-1074 (246 amino acids)
Source: RefSeq, a predicted model, not a curated record
UAGUUGUAUAUGUAUUGGACCCCCACAAGAGCCUGUGUAGCAAGCAAGCAAGCAAGCAACAAAACAACAGAAAAGUUCCGUACUAAAAGCAACAUACAGAACCUUAUAACACCACCUUUCCAGCUAUUCUUUAAUUAACUUGUUUUCAAAACGACAUGCAAAUGAAACCCUAGUUAGAAAUAGACACCACUGUAUAUAGUAUUAGUAAUUAAUUCAAUUCCCUUUCUAGCAAUUUUUUUUUCAUUAUAUAAAGCUUCAUUCACAUAAGUCAUGUUUCCUAUAACUAGAUCUCAUUGUUAAUUAGAUUCUAAACACUUUUUUCCUUUUUAUAAGAUGGAGGAAUCUCAGAAUUUGAUAUGGAUGAAAAGGAAACAGGUCUUGAACUCGGAUAUUGAAGUAGGAGUGCCAUCAUUUGGAGGUAUGAGCAACAACAAUAGCUCUUGGGAGGAAAAGGCUUUUGCAGAAGACGCGGCUAGAAUACUCGGCGGAUGUAUAUGGCCACCAAGAUCUUACUCAUGUCACUUCUGUAAAAGAGAGUUUAGGUCUGCUCAAGCUUUAGGUGGUCACAUGAAUGUUCAUAGAAGAGACCGAGCUAGGCUCAAACAAACUCUUACCAACCAUAAUGAUUUUACAACAAUUAGUAGAGUUUCAACUGCAUCUACACAAGAAAAUUGUUUUCAGAUUCAGCCCAACGCGUCUUCAAUGAGAUGGGGGAAUUCGAAUAACCACAUGGAGUUUCAUGAUUCUGAAUCAAAAGGGCUACUAGUUCAUGCAAGGGAACAAAUUUUCAAAGGGUAUGGUUGUAAUGAUUAUGUUGAAACAAGUUUGUCUAUGGGACAAAAUAAUUCAAUGUUUGUCCAAAAAUUGCAAAUUGAUGGUGAUUCAUGUGGGGACAAAGGGAUAAAUUAUAAAAAACCAAAGACAUCAGCUUCUAUUUCUUCUUCACUUCCUGUCUUGCUGAAGCCAUGUUUGAAUGAUAGAUGUCUAACUUUUCAGUCUGCAGUUGGAAUUAAGCCUGGAAUGGAAGACUUGGAUCUUGAACUCAGGCUAGGGAAAUUAACACAGAAAGUUUAGCAUAUAGCACAGAUAUAAAUUGUAAUGGAAUAUUAACUGUCACUGUUUUAAUUUGUUCUUUUUCUCUUCUGUUUUCUUAGCUGGAAAGGUGUUGUUAUAAGCUAGCUUCUCCAUAUUUCCUUAAUUAUUUGUCUAAUCAAAACCUUGAAGAGAAUGAUAAGAUUUCAUUCUUUUCAUGAAAUGUUUAACUUGAAUACUAAUUCUAUCUCUAGUUACAUGUGACAGUCUUAUCUUAUUUUAUUCGUUGAAUAUAUGUAUAUGUGAUCACUUUGAUUUUCCAUUUUAGAGUAUAAAUACAGU